Molecule: messenger RNA, 1474 nt
Organism: Solanum dulcamara
Lineage: Eukaryota; Viridiplantae; Streptophyta; Magnoliopsida; Solanales; Solanaceae
Exons: 10
Coding region: 5-1438 (477 amino acids)
Biological process (GO): carbohydrate metabolic process
Molecular function (GO): carbohydrate binding; catalytic activity
Source: RefSeq, a predicted model, not a curated record
UUUUAUGGCAAUAUCAGACGAUAGACAAAGGAUAAUGCCAUCAGAGGAGGACCGUGCAAGUGGUCAAACACUUGAUUUUAUAGAAGCUGUUAAAAUUACAAAUCCAUCCAACCCUAGACUCAAAAAUGAGGUUGAUGACAAGUACCAAUAUUCAGACGAGGUUAGAAAUAUUAAAGUUCAUGGGUGGAUAAGUGAUACUCCACACUUGGGGUUUUGGGUAAUUUCACCAAGUUAUGAAUAUUGUAAUGGUGGACCUAUGAAGCAAGAUCUUACCUCUCAUGUUGGUCCAACAUCUAUGGCUAUAUUUUUCAGUGGGCAUUAUGCAGGGCCACAAUUGGGAGUUUCAUUAACAAAUGGAGAGGCAUGGACUAAAGUUUUUGGGCCUGUAUUUUUCUAUGUUAAUUCAGAUUCUAGCAAUGAUCAUACCAUACUUUGGGAAGACGCUAAAAGACAGAUGAAUGAAGAAACAAAAAAAUGGCCCUAUGAUUUUCCUGCAUCAGUAGAUUAUCUCCAUGCAAAUCAACGUGGCUCAGUUAGUGGUCAAUUAAUGGUUCAUGACUGGUACAUAAACAAAGUUGCUUUUCCUGCAUUAAAUGCAUAUAUUGGACUUGCAAAACCUGGAGUUGCUGGAUCUUGGCAAACUGAGACCAAGGAUUAUCAAUUUUGGACUCAAACUGAUAAUUCUGGUAACUUCAAGAUAAAUAAUGUUAGACCUGGAAUUUAUGGAUUAUAUUCUUGGGUUCCUGGAGUUAUGGGAGAUUACAAGUUCUCUUCUAAUGUGAUCGUCACACAAGGAAAGGACACAAAAUUAGGUCAAAUAGUUUUUGAAGCUCCAAGAAAUGGUCCACCAUUAUGGGAAAUUGGAUUUGCAGAUAGAACUGCUAAUGAAUUUUUUAUACCUGAUCCAUUGCCUGGUCUUCAAAAUUAUUUGUACAUUAACACUACUGUACAUAAGUUUAGACAAUAUGGUUUAUGGGAUCGUUACACUGAUUUAUAUCCUAAUGGAGAUUUAGUGUAUAAAGUUGGUGUUAGUGAUUUUCGAAAAGAUUGGUUCUUUGCCCAUGUAAACAGGAGAAAUAAGGACAGGAGUUUUUCACCAACAACAUGGCAAAUUGUAUUUGAUGUUAAAAUAGUGGAUUCUAGUGGCACUUAUCAUCUUCAUAUAGCUUUGGCUUCUGCAUCUUAUGCCCAUUUGCUAGUGUGGAUAAAUAAUCCAUCAAUACCAAGGCCAUGGUUUGAUAGUUCACCAAUUGGGAUGAGUAAUGCAAUAGCAAGACAUGGAAUUCAUGGAUUAUAUAUGAUUUUCAAUAUUGAAUUUCCAGGGACUCAGCUUCAUAUUGGUGAAAAUAUAAUAUAUUUGAAGCAGACAUCAGCUUAUGGCCCUUUUAAUGGACUCAUGUAUGAUUAUAUUUGUCUUGAAGGCCCUUCGACACGAUAGGAAAAAGGGGGAUUAUGCACAAUCAUUUUUUAUUUA